Glossina fuscipes is the source of this 1671-nucleotide messenger RNA. RefSeq names its product von Willebrand factor D and EGF domain-containing protein-like. NCBI's taxonomy places the organism in Eukaryota, Metazoa, Arthropoda, Insecta, Diptera, Glossinidae. The record is from RefSeq and is a predicted model, not a curated record. Bases 82 to 1038 code for a protein of 318 amino acids. The transcript has 3 exons.
GUUUCAGACUUCUAUUCAAUUCAUUCUCAAGUCUACACACUAUCAGACGCGCCAGCUUAAUUAUUUUUAAAAAUAGCAAGAAUGAAAUUCUUUAUCAUUUUUAAUUUAAUGUUUUUAUAUCAAGUUGAAGCUCAAUACAAAACUGUUGGCACUAAAACACGUUAUCCUGCGAGUUCAGAUAAUCUAGUGCAAAGCAAUUCUAGUCAACAACAGUACGAUUAUGAGCAGACUGAUUCCACUCAUAAUGGAGAACAUUUUUUCGAACUUCAUACUUAUGAUAGCAGAUUGUCAAAUCAGCCUCAACAAGUGCCCACCAAAGCUCCUCUAAUUUUGGACGCCACUGCCGAUUUUAUAAAUAAAACUCGUUCUAGUAUGGCCGCAGGCGUUUGUUAUAAGGAAGUAGCAACCGCAUCUCUUGUUCGUCAUCAUCAAAACGUGAUACCUGCCGGCAAUGGCAGCACUCCUGAACUAAGCAAAAUUCAAGUAUGUUGUGCAGGUUACGAACGCAAUCCUCAUAUAUUAACACGCUGUGAUCCCGUAUGCCCUGAUGAUUGUCCAAACGGUAUUUGUACUGCUCCCAAUAUUUGCGUUUGCAUGCCCGGUCAUGUGCGUAAUGAAAGGGGUAAAUGUAUUACUACCUGUCCUCUAGGUUGCGGAAAUGGUUACUGUAAUAGCGAUAACGAAUGUAGAUGUAAGCGAGGUUAUACGUUGGAACCGCAAGAAAAGAAGUAUUGCAUUCCUCAAUGUGAACCAGCAUGUGUGGCAGGGAAUUGUGUAGCGCCCAACAAAUGCGAAUGUAAAGAGGGUUUUCGUUUAGCAGUUAGUGGAGCUUGUGAACCCGACUGUGAUCGCUGUGAAAAUGGUAUAUGUACGGCUCCCGGUGUUUGUACCUGCAAUUCGGGUUACAUUAGAACAAUCGAUAUGUGUGAACCAGUUUGUGAUCAAACUGUCACCAGAACACACAUUUUUUAUCAACAUAGGACUACGAAUAAAUUUAGCCAUGUCCGUCUGUUCCUCCACCCGUGUGCGAUCCAUUGAGAAAACACUCUUAAAUUGAAACACCAAAGUAGUUGAUGUUAAGCAUCUGAUAAGUGUGGGCUAAAUUUGAAAAUCGACGAAAUCCAUCCAACAAAAUGAAACUCACAGUUUAUUUUAUUCCUAGUUAGGCUGAAAACCAGGUAAACCAGGUACACAGGUUCAAUAGGAUCACGUAAACUUUUGGUUUAUAAUUCGGAGUGGUAAGCACAUAAGUUGGAUCAGUAUCAAAUUCUCAAUCCAUUUAGAUAUGUCUUUCGAUGGCUCUGUGUAAUUUCGAUGGUAAAAAUUCCCAUGGUCACAAAAACUACAAUGAACAAGCUUUAAAUUUUGCAAAAGAAUGAGAAAUACUUACAGGCAGAUGAAUAUAGAAACCGGGCCGAAUCGAACAACGGCCAGUUGUAUAAGAUAAAGCAAGAUCAUUGGUUUUCAAAAACACAGAGUAGGUUUCCUGCUGAUUACCGUUAAACUAGAAGAGAUGCAAUGAUAACGAUUUCUAUGUAUGAUUGGUUGCACACUAAUAAGACCAAUGGGUCACGCUCGUCCAAUCUUGUAGAGCAUCGAAAAUUAGUUAUUAAAUCAAAUGAAUUAAAUUAUUAAAAGAUUUGGCCAAAGCGGAGUAGAAUUUCUUGCUCG